Molecule: messenger RNA, 3170 nt
Organism: Papilio machaon (common yellow swallowtail)
Lineage: Eukaryota; Metazoa; Arthropoda; Insecta; Lepidoptera; Papilionidae
Gene: MetRS
Product: methionine--tRNA ligase, cytoplasmic
Exons: 24
Coding region: 91-3096 (1001 amino acids)
Biological process (GO): methionyl-tRNA aminoacylation
Cellular component (GO): aminoacyl-tRNA synthetase multienzyme complex; cytosol
Molecular function (GO): methionine-tRNA ligase activity; ATP binding
Source: RefSeq, a predicted model, not a curated record
GUUACAGUGACAAGUGGCAACCUAUAAGUGAUUAGGUUAUGUGUAGAAUUUUUUUAAAUUAAAUUUAUCAUAAAGUAGAUUGAGAUUACAAUGAAGGUUUACACAAAUAUCGGUAAUACCGGAACAUUAAAAGUGUUAAUAGCUGCCCACCUCGCGGGCAAAAGCGUGGAAAAAUGUCUCGCUACUUUCGAAGACGGCAUUUUCACAGGACCCCAAGCUCUGCCAUUGCUGGAAGUUGAUGACUUGCUGACUUUCUUCUCAAGUAAUGCCGCAGUACAGUACUUGUUUCCAACACUGGAUUUGUCUGAAAAUGGACAAUGUCAACAGAUGCUUGAGUGGGAAGCAACACGCCUCCAGCCUGCAGUAGCAGCCAUUGUCAGCGGCAAGUCUGUAGCUUCAGAUAUCCGACAAGCGCUACAGUCUUCUUUACAAAUGCUUGAUAAAUUACUCCAAAAGAACAAGUACAUUCUUGGGGAGAAAUUAUCAGCAGCGGACAUCUCCAUUUGGAGCACCCUGUAUCCCGUGUGUUUUGAUGAAGCCCUCAAACAAACUUACAUAUCUUGUUGUGAUAAUAUAGUUAGAUGGAACUCCAACUUAGCUUCUGCUAAAGCUAUACAGCACGCAGUUCAGCAAUGGGGAUGGUCACCAAAAGACCAGUAUGGAGCAUCUUCAGCACUUGGCAUUCCUCAGAUUGCCAGCAUUGUCUCUCCUAUUGGAUCACCAGAUGAAGAUCCGGCUGCUGUAGGAGUUAGUCCGGAAGAAGUGGAUGCGGCGAAGGAGGGAUGGAUCAAUGGAGUAAAGAAUAUGCAAGCACCAAUACAACAUGAGAAAGUUGUGUUACCAUUGAAAGAUCGUAAGAACGUACUGAUAACUUCAGCUCUACCUUAUGUCAAUAAUGUACCGCAUCUUGGCAACAUUAUUGGUUGUGUUCUCUCUGCUGAUAUAUUUGCAAGGUAUUGUCGACAAUGUGACUACAACACACUGUUUAUAUGUGGUACAGAUGAAUACGGUACAGCCACAGAAACUAAGGCUUUGGAAGAAGGUAUAACACCUCGAGAGAUCUGUGACAAAUACUUUGACAUUCACAACGCUGUGUAUCGCUGGUUUGAUAUCGGCUUUGAUUACUUUGGACGAACCAGCACAAAGGAACAGACUGAGAUAGCACAGAAGCUGUUUCUUAAAUUGAUUGACAACGGUUUCGUCAGCACGCAGUCCGUCGAACAGCUGUAUUGUGAGAAAUGUGAGAGAUUCUUAGCUGAUAGGUUUGUGGAAGGUGUAUGUCCACACCCUGGCUGUCUGUACGACAGCGCGCGCGGGGACCAGUGUGACAAGUGUGGCAAACUCAUCAACGCCAUUGAACUGGUGGAGCCCAGGUGUAAAGUCUGCUCGCACAAGCCCACAGUACGCCCCAGUGAACAGCUCUUCAUUGAACUGGGACAGUUGGAGCCAUCACUUCGUACAUGGAUCAGUUCUGCUGAGCAGGGAUGGUCUGCGCCUGCGCGCGCAGUGAGCCGCGCCUGGCUGCGCGACAGUCUGCGCGCGCGCGCAGUCACACGCGACCUCAAGUGGGGCGUACCUGUACCUAUUGACAAACACGCACAUAAGGUGUUCUACGUGUGGUUUGAUGCUCCAAUUGGAUAUAUGAGCAUAACUCAAUGCCUCACAAAGCACUACGAGAAGUGGUGGAAACCAGACAAAGAUGUUGACGUAAAAUUGUAUCAAUUCAUGGCUAAAGAUAAUGUUCCGUUCCACGUGAUAAUGUUCCCGGCGACAGUGAUCGGUGUCAACGAGGGACACAAACUUGUCGAUCAUAUAUUUGCUACAGAGUAUUUAAAUUAUGAAGAGGGUAAAUUUUCAAAAUCAAGAGGAGUCGGUGUGUUUGGGACUGACGCUCAGGAAACCGGAAUACCUUCAGAUGUAUGGAGGUUUUACUUGACUAGCAUACGACCAGAAACAUCAGAUUCCAGUUUUAGUUGGGUAGAACUUGGUACCAGGAACAACUCUGAACUAUUAAACAAUUUAGGCAACUUCUGUCAUCGCUCGCUCAGUUUCUGUGCAAACUCGUUCAAGGGCAAAGUGCCGGAAGUCACUCUCACUCCGGCUGACUUAGAACUUAUUGCUCUAGUCAACAGGGAAGUUAUAAGUUAUGUACAGAAUAUGGAGAAGGGUCGUCUGCGCGAGUCGUUGCGGCAUGUACUGAGCGUCUCCCGCCUCGGCAACCAGCACAUGCAGGCGGAACAGCCAUGGGUACUGCUCAAGGGAUCCGAACAGGAUAAGGUGCGAGGAGCGACGGCGAUAGGUCUGUGUUGUCAGUUGGUGGCGCUACUGUGCGCGCUACUAGCGCCAUUCAUGCCUCACACAGCGCGUCGGCUGCGGGAACAACUAAAUAUAGAUGCAGUAGCAUUAAGAAUCAAUCCGCAGAAUCCAUCAUUAGUGCAGUACUUGCCGGCUGGUCAUAUUAUUGGCAAGCCGGAGCCGCUCUUCUCUAAGAUAGAACCCGAGUUGUUGGAGAAAUUGAGAGCCAAGUAUGCGGGAACACAGAGCGAUAGAGCUAAGCAAAAUGGCGAUACCAAAUCUUCGCCAUCUAGAGGAUCCGUUGCAGAGCUUGAAGCAGCUGUAGAGGAACAAGGUAACAAAGUAAGACAAUUGAAAGCAUCUACAAAAGAUAAAGCGGUGUGGCAACCAGAAGUCAAUAAGUUAUUGGAUCUGAAAAAGCAGCUGGAAACAGCCAAAUCUGUGCCAAAAGAGGCCACAGCUACGUCCAGUGAAAGUGUUGCCAGCUUGGAAAAAGCUAUAGCUGAACAGGGUGAUAAAGUGAGAAAGUUAAAAGCAUCAACAAAAGACAAAGGUGUGUGGCAACCCCAAGUAGACAAGUUGCUGCAGUUGAAAAAGCAACUGACAGCCGCGCAGGCGCAGACCAACGCUGCCAGUAGUAACAAUAAAGACGAUGUUGCCAGCUUAGAAAAAGCUAUCACUGAACAGGGCGACAAAGUUAGAAAACUUAAAGCAUCUACAAAGGACAAAUCAGUUUGGCAACCGGAAGUCAACGUGUUGUUAGAUUUGAAGAAACGUCUGGCGGCAUUACAAAUUAAAUAAAUACAAUAGUAGUGUGCGUCACAAGUGUCACUGAGUUCUGGUGUAAAGUAUACAUUGAGCAAUUGAGACUAAAG